Messenger RNA from Triticum aestivum (bread wheat), 1012 nucleotides. RefSeq names its product germin-like protein 5-1. Lineage: Eukaryota; Viridiplantae; Streptophyta; Magnoliopsida; Poales; Poaceae. The coding region runs from base 214 to 867 and encodes 217 amino acids. Gene Ontology annotation, molecular function: manganese ion binding. The transcript has 2 exons. The record is from RefSeq and is a predicted model, not a curated record.
CCCUUCCUACUAUAAGUAGGAGAUAUCAUCAAGCACAAGCAGAAUAUCGCACUGAUCUGAUACGAUAUCACACACCGCCUACUCAACUCGUUCAUGCAAGCUCCCAAUAAUUUACCCGCAUGAUACUACCAGUAUAUACUACUACUACUCUUACCUAAUUAACCUGCAGCCGUUGCUCCUUGCGCAUUUGCUGAUCGAGGAGAAUCCAUCGCCAUGGCUGCUGCGACGUUGCUCCUGGUGCUAACGGUCGUCGCCCUCGUCUCCGGUCAUGGCGAGGCCUUCGACCCUAACCCUCUCCAGGACUUCUGCGUCGCCGACACCACGUCCAAAGUGCGCGUGAACGGGGUGCCGUGCAAGGACCCGGCGGCGGCGGUGGCGGACGACUUCUUCUUCGCCGGCGUGGACAAGCCGGGCGGCAGCGCGGCGAGCAAGCGGUACGGGUUCUCGGCGCUGACGGUGCAGAUCCCGGGCCUGAACACGCUGGGCGAGUCUCACGCCCGCGUCGACGUGGCGCCGGGGGGCGUCUUCCCGCCGCACUACCACCCGAGGGCGUCCGAGACGGCGCUGGUGCUGGAGGGCUCCGUCUACUUCGGCUUCGUCUCCUCCUACCCGGACAACCGGCUCUUCGCCAAGGUGCUCCGCAAGGGCGACGUCUUCGCCGUGCCGCAGGGGCUCGUGCACUUCCUCUACAAUAAUGGGAGCGUGCCCGCCGCGAUCUACGCCUCCCUCAGCAGCCAGAACGCCGGGCUGGUGCUCCUCGGCGACGCGCUCUUCGCCGGGGCCAUCCCCGACGACCUCCUCGCCAAGUCACUCCUCACGGACCGGCACACCGUCGGGAGCAUCCGGGCCAACUUCCGGCGGCCUUGAUGCAUGCAUGGCCACGCUGUUCCUGUCUCCCUGUAUUGUCUGCGGGCACAAGAAUUUGCAACCGUUUCUUUGCAAUAAAUAAACAUCUGCGCUGGAUUUCGAAAUAAGAUAUCGGUAAUCGUAACGGGCGAACGUUCGCUCUGUA